Aspergillus eucalypticola CBS 122712 is the source of this 2103-nucleotide messenger RNA. RefSeq names its product sugar porter family MFS transporter. Gene Ontology annotation, molecular function: carbohydrate:proton symporter activity. The transcript has 4 exons. The record is from RefSeq and is a predicted model, not a curated record. Gene Ontology annotation, biological process: carbohydrate transport; transmembrane transport. Gene Ontology annotation, cellular component: membrane. The coding region runs from base 475 to 1950 and encodes 491 amino acids. NCBI's taxonomy places the organism in Eukaryota, Fungi, Ascomycota, Eurotiomycetes, Eurotiales, Aspergillaceae.
CUCGAAGACCCUAACCGGCGUUAGUUCUUCCCUUGGCUUUGAGAGGACCAAUGCUGCAGUCCAGUCAUCCAUCAAAGCUGACGGAAUCCUGUUUUCUUGUGUGUGUCCCCCUGAAUCCACUCGUGUCUAGUCCCUAGCUGUACCGACCAUUUCAAUGUGACCUUAAGUCUUCUGCUCGCCUUCCUAUUCUUUCUAGAGCCCUUGCGCACGUGUGUCUUGUUACAGCGUUGUUGUACAACAUCAGCUCUGCAUUGUUCCUAACUUGGUUGCAGCUCCAGUUAGUAAUACUAUAAAGUAGCAUACUGCCAUGCCUAUAGCACACAACGGUAUCGCGCUGCGCCACUAAAUCUCCGCCAAGAUUAGAUAGACACUUAAAAAUAUCUUCAUGGGCAACUACUAGCGACCGGGAAGAGAUAAAGGAGCCGUCGCAUCCUCCCCCACACACAAUUCAAGCACUGGGAGAGGAGGUGAACGAUGCCCUAUCUUCUCGUUACUCUCUGUUGUUUGUUCGCCAGUCUAGGCUCCUUUUUAUUUGGGUAUGACUCCGGGGUUAUAUCCUCUGUUAUCGACCAGGAUUCCUUCAAAUAUCGCUUCCACAAUCCUUCUGAUGCAGCGACAGGGGGUAUCGUUGCAUCCUAUAAUGGCGGUGCCAUUCUAGGCUCGGUCUUGGUCUCCUACCUCUCUGACCCUUGGGGGCGAAGGCCUGUUCUCUUCACCGGCGGCCUCCUCGCUAGCCUUGGGGCCGCGUUGCAGGCUGGCGCUGUCAACGUGUCCAUGCUCAUUGCAGGCCGUUUAAUCGCUGGUCUUGCUAUUGGCUUGAUGUCUGCCAUUAUCCCAGUAUAUUGUAGUGAGCUAUCUCCUCCCCGUAUUCGUGGCUUCCUAGGUUCACUGCAGCAAUGGAUGAUUGGGCUCGGAGUUGUUGUAGCUCAAUGGGUGGGAUAUGCCUGCUCUCUCCGUACGGGAAAUUUCAGUUGGAGUUUCCCCUUGGCAUUUCAAGCAGUCCCCGCCGUGAUUCUUAGCUGUGGCGUCUGGUUUCUCCCUGAAUCACCUCGUUGGCUUAUAGAAAAGGGCGAUCCAGAUGCUGGUCGGGCGGUUCUGAACCGCCUCCAUCUACCUAAGGGUCAGCCGAACGCUCUACCAGUCGACGCGGAAUUUGAGCGAAUCUCCGCGGGUAUUGCGGAGGCCCGGCAUUCAGCCAACCACUCAUGGCGACAGCUUCUGUUCACACAGCCUAAUUGGCGCAAGCGUGUGCUGCUUGCCUGUGGCAUGCAGGCUUUUACACAAUGCUCGGGCACGAAUGUGCUCCAGAACUAUAAUCCUGGUCUAUAUCGCUCCUUGGGCUUGUCGCAAUCCACUUCGCUCAUCAUGCAGGGCAUCUGGGGUGCAUUGGCCCAGUUUUGGAACACCGUAUUCAUACUCUUCAUUGAUCGGGUCGACCGUCGCAAGCUUCUCAUUCCGUCGUUGCUGGGUAUGGGCGCCACCAUGUGCGUGGAGGCUAUCCUGGGGCAAGUGUAUAAUAACUUUGAAAGCGUGGCGUCACCGAAACACAGUGCCGUUCGUGCUGCAAUCGCUGUUUUCUUCGUUUUCUCGUUCUUUUAUACUAGUCUCGGGCUCAUCUCUUGGAUCUAUCAAUCCGAGAUUUUCCCCACUGCCAUUCGCGCCCGAGGCUCUUCUGUAGCCACCGCCACCAAUUGGAGUCUGAAUUUGGUUUUUGCUCAAUGUUCGCCGAUGGCCCAGUCGCAAAUUCACUUCAAAUACUUCUACUGUUUCGCGGCCUUCAACUGGGUUGCGGCGGGUCUCGUCUGGGCCUUGUAUCCGGAGACGGCCGGCAAGUCGCUCGAGGAAAUUGACCGUCUCUUCACUCCAGAAACUUCGAGGCCCGCAUAUGAUGCAGACAAACCUCACAUUUCAAUGUCAAAUUCAAGAGAUAAGGAUACUUCCAUAAACUGAGCAGAACACAAUGUUUCUGCCACCUCCAAGGAAUCACAUCAUACAGUAUAUAGAUGAGCUUAUGACUUGAUGUCACCAGAAAUAAUACAAUGUAAUUAAUUCAAGAAGGCAAUUGGGCGAUCACAAAACAGAACAAGCAGAUCACGAAAUUAG